UGCCCUCGUUUCACUGGGUUGGGCUCACUGGAAGGUGUGUUGCUGUGGGCUGCUAGAAGAAUACUCACCGGCGUCAGAAGAAAUGACUUGCCGCUGACCGCCCUGGGCUUCUAGAGACCUUUCUCUGGACUGGGAAGGAUUGGAUUAACUGGGAAUACGUCAAGAAGAUUCAAGAAGCUGUAGAGGUGAAGUAAAUCUGUGAAGGACCAGUAUGGGAAUCCUAUACUCUGAGCCCAUCUGCCAGGCGGCCUAUCAGAAUGACCUGGGUCAAGUGUGGCGGUGGGUGAAGGAAGAUGGCAACUAUAUCAAUGUCCAAGAUGGCUUUAAUGGAGACACCCCCUUGAUCUGCGCUUGCAGGCGGGGGCACAUGAGAAUUGUUUCCUUUCUUCUGAGAAGAAAUGCUGAUGUGAAUCUCAAAAACCAGAAACAGAGAACCUGCUUGCAUUACGCUGUGAAGAAAAGAUUUACCUUCUUUGAUUAUCUACUCAUUAUCCUCUUAAUGCCUGUCCUGCUUAUUGGGUAUUUCCUCAUGGUGUCAAAGACGAAGCAGAAUGAGGCUCUUGUACGAAUGCUGCUUAAUGCUGGUGUCGAAGUUAAUGCCAUAGACUGUUAUGGCUGCACCGCGCUACACUAUGCCUGUGAAAUGAAAAACCAGACUCUCAUUCCUCUGCUCCUUGAAGCCCAUGCAAACCCCAUGAUAAAGAAUAAGCAUGGUGAGACUUCCCUGGAUAUUGCACAGAGAUUAAAAUUUUCCCAGAUUGAAUUAAUGCUAAGGAAAGCAUCAUAAUCUUUGCAAUCUCAUGUGAAGAAGUAGCAAAAGGCCUGGAUUGUGUCUCAAUCUUGGACUGUGGGUCUGCAGACCACACAACCUGGAGACCCCCAUGGUAUGGGGAUAAAGUUGGUUGCCAUGGGUAACAUUUUCGAAGAGCUUUGUAUUUCUAAUGUUUUUUGCUCAGUGGAGUUCAUUAUGGUCACAAUCCUUCUGGGGGAGACACUAAAGAUGUUGGACUCUCCACAUCAGUCAAAACAAGGUGAUGUUUCAAAGUCAAUCUCUUCUGAAGGAAAGAAUCAGUGUUCUUCUCUCUUUUCAGUUGCACUGCUCUUAUAAAGAGGCUGUCCCAUCCAUAUCCUGCCCCAAGAGACAAACUGUUCCUCUAAGGCUCCUUUGAGUAAUAAGACCAAGAAUCAAGCAUAUAUAUUCAUACAGAAUGGUAUAUGUAUGUGUGUAGGUUUAGAGAUUUAUAUGUAAACAUUCAAACUUCAACAAAAUCAUGUAUCAGUUAUCAACAACAGAUAUUGGCAAAUGCUUCAAGUAAGAGCUUUUUUUUUCCCUUACAAAGAGCCAGUGUACCAGCACAUCUCUAGAUGUUUUGCUAUCAGCUUGCAAAUUAGAGCCAUCUUGAUUUCAAACAUGAUUAUGUGACUAUCAAGUUGUUUGUUCAAAAAUAUUUUUAUGAUUCUCUUGUGAAUGCAGGACAGUUAUUAACCUUGUUAGUGUAUUUUUUAUUGAUAAAAAUAUUGUAAAUUAUUUGAAUAAAAGAAUUCUUGACAAGAAAGAACUAUGUGAUGAGGUGGUAUCUGGAUUAAACUUCUAGAGGAGAGAUAGUGAACAUUGAAAUGUCUGUCUCAAGUUCUUUGUCAGUGAGAGAACAGAAAUGAGCACAUUUAAAAAUGACUGAAUUUUGCAAAGCAAGACUGCAUCAUGAAUAUUUUUAGCUAUGGACUACACAGUGUGUAGUAACAAAUGCAGUCUAAGAAUGAAAGAUUUACCAUCUCCAAACAGAACAAAGGUCUAAUAAAAAAAUAAAAUCCAGGAAAAUUUACUGAACUCUGCACAGUACCUUAAGCACAUACUUUUUGAGGGAAGUAGUUGUGUGUAGAUAUAGAUUCUGAAGACCUUAAAUGUCUCUUACUACAUUAUCUAAGAUCCAUUCACAUUGAACUUAGUUAUAAGGUGACUCUGAAGAUUAAAAAAAAAAAAAAAGUGAAACUUCCAACAAAUUGCCAGAAUGCCUUCAGUUUGGUGUCAGAGUUCUGCAAAAUCACCAUACCAUGUAAUUCAUAACUGUUGUCUUUGAAACUGUGUGAAAAAUUGAACAAUUUUCUAAAGAAAUAAAUCCAGGUUUAUAAACGAGUUACUUUGCCAACAAAGGUCUGUCUAGCCAAGGCUAUGGUUUUUCCUGUAGUCAUGUAUCGAUGUGAGAGUUGGCUUAUAAAGAAAGCUGAGCGCCAAAGAAUUGAUGGUUUUGAACUGUGGUGUUGGAGAAGACUCUUGAGAGUCCCUUGAACUGCACGGAGAUCCCACCAGUUCAUCCUAAAGGAAAUCAGUCCUAAAUAUUCAUUGGAAGGACUGAUGCUGAAGCUGAAACUCCAAUACUUUGGGCACCUAAUGUGAAGAACUGACUCAUUAGAAAAGACCCUGAUGCUGGGAAAGAUUGAGGGCAAGAGGAGAAGGGGACGACAGAGGAUGAGAUGGUUGGAUGGCAUCAUUGACUCAAUGGACAUGAAUUUGAGUAAACUCCAGGAACUGGCAAUGGACAGGGAGGCCUGGUGUGCUACAGUCCAUGUGGUCGCAAAGAGUCAGACAUGACUGGAGCGACUGAGCUUAAUUGAACUGGGUAUGAUUGCCUAAUAACAGUACCUCUGUUAAGAUCAAAGCAUAAUGUUGUAUUAUGUUCAUGAUAUUUUAAAACUUUCUUCCUGGUGUUUAAUUUUUGAAGGCAGAAACCUUGGCUGGACAUUUGUAGCCAGUAGGUCUCCUAGCAACAAUCUGUAAAUUAUCAAAGAAGCUUGAGCUAGAACGUAGGUACUGAAAUAUGCACACAUGCUUUAUUGGAAAAACUCAUAAAUAUCCUAGAAGAUAAUCUUCUUUGACUCUUAGCUAUGAAACUUGGCCUUUUCAUCUAUACUGUACAUUGAUUUUUCUUUUUUGAUUAAAGCAACUUGGCUUCCUGA
Molecule: messenger RNA, 2955 nt
Organism: Dama dama (fallow deer)
Lineage: Eukaryota; Metazoa; Chordata; Mammalia; Artiodactyla; Cervidae
Gene: ANKRD22
Product: ankyrin repeat domain 22
Exons: 6
Coding region: 212-787 (191 amino acids)
Molecular function (GO): protein binding
Source: RefSeq, a predicted model, not a curated record